Messenger RNA from Parastagonospora nodorum SN15, 2283 nucleotides. RefSeq lists its product as hypothetical. Gene Ontology annotation, molecular function: transmembrane transporter activity. The coding region runs from base 1 to 2283 and encodes 760 amino acids. Lineage: Eukaryota; Fungi; Ascomycota; Dothideomycetes; Pleosporales; Phaeosphaeriaceae. Gene Ontology annotation, biological process: transmembrane transport. The record is from RefSeq and is a predicted model, not a curated record. The transcript is spliced from 5 exons.
AUGUCUCGUGCGCGCGCAUCGCUCCUCGUGCGCACGCCUGAUGCUUACACCGCUGCAAUUGCUGUGAAGAUGAAGGGUCCACAGCUUAUCAUCUGCUUGCUGUUGCUCGCUGCAGCCACUACGACGACGACGACCACGACCGAGUGUUUCUCUUUCCUCUUUGCUCUUUGCUCUUUCCUCUUACCUCCCACGCGCUGGCCAGUAGGCGUCCACGGGUCCAACAUGGUCAACUUGAAGCCUUGGCGCAAGGAGACGCCGCCAGCCGACGCCGCGACGACUACACCUGCCACGACGACUGCGGCUUCUGCAGACGAAAAGGAUGCGGGGCUGCGGCGGAGGUGGAAUCUGGGGAUACUGAGCGACCCGCAGACAGACGAGGUGCCUGGCUCCGUCAUCCUCCUCUCCAAAACACACAACCGCAACGAGCCCUUGGGUCUGCAACAUGCCCGCGCGCGCACAUCGGCGUCUUCUCUGCCCUCGGCUUACGGCCCUGGGUCGCGCAGUGCAUCGCGCAGCUCCCGACGCCCGCCGGAGAAGAAGCGCACAAAGGACGGCCGCUUCAUCCUCGAGCCCCAGCCCGAAGACUCGGCCAAUGACCCUCUCAACUGGCGGCAGCUCCGUCGCGACCUGGCCCUGCUGUCUCUGGGCUUCUACUGCAUGGUCGGCGGCGGCAUGACGCCCAUUCUUGCCGCAGGCUUCAACGACGUCGCCCGCACCUACCAUGUCACGAUACCCCAGGUCGCUCUUACCACGGGCUUGUACAUGUUGGGGCUCGGACUGGGCAGCAUCGUAGCCUCGCCUACCGCUAUCCUCUGGGGCAAGCGACCCGUCUAUCUCGGCGCCAUCGUCUUGUUCUGCCUGUCGUCCAUCUGGUGCGCCCUGUCGCCCAACUACGCUUCUCUCGUCGUUGCCCGCAUCGUCCAGGGCUUCGCCGUCUCGCCCGUAGAGUGUCUGCCCAGUGCCACCAUUGCCGAGAUCUUCUUCCUCCACGAGAGAGCAUACCGCCUGGGUGUGUACACGCUUCUCUUGCUGGGCGGCAAGAAUCUCAUUCCGCUUGUUAGCGCGGCCAUUGUGCAGUCUCUGGGCUGGCGAUGGGUAUUUUGGAUCGUCGCCAUCGUCGUCGGACUCUGCUUCUUCCUCAUCUUCUUCUUCGUGCCCGAGACUUUUUGGGACCGCGCGCCCAGGCCAGCCAGAAGACAGACGACAAGCCGUAGCUCCAGCAAGCACCGCAGCCAUCUCCACUUGCCAUCGCGACAUGCCAAGAAGGACGCUCCCGCCACUGCACUGCAGCCGCCCUCCACCGCCACCGCACCCGCGGACCAAGCACAGCUCUCACCCUCGGAACAUCCCGCCAAGCCACAUAAGCAUGCCCACGUCGGCUUUGCUGACGAUGUGCCAUCUGGCGCACAAGUCUCCGAGGUUGAUUUUGCACCUGCUGCUCAGGGAGACAGACAGGAGCUCUCCCUUCAGAUUCCGAUCAUGUCUCAGAGCAGUUCUCUAUCCACUACACCGACUAUUACCGCGAUGCACCACCCAAGUCUUAUCGACAUUCUCUUCGGCCCUGGAAUGGGAGACUCGUCAAGGACAAGUGGUUCCCGCGUCAUGAUACGCCCCUUCAUCCUCUUUGCCUACCCCGCCGUUCUGUGGUCAUCGCUUGUUUACGCACUUGCCAUCGGCUGGCUCAUUGUCCUCUCCGAAUCUGUCGCGCACAUAUACGAAGACACCUCUUACAACUUCACACCUCUGCAAGUCGGCUUGGUGUACAUCUCUCCCUUCAUUGGUGGCGUCCUGGGUACCGCUGUUGCAGGAAAAGUUUCGGAUCUCGUGGUCCGCUACCUCGCGCGCAAGAACGACGGCGUAUACGAGCCCGAAUUCCGCUUGUUGAUGGCGCUGCCCAUCACUCUCGCUACCGUCAUUGGCCUCAUGGGCUUUGGCUGGAGCGCCGAAGAGAGGGAUAAUUGGAUUGUCCCCACCGUCUUCUUUGGCGUUAUCAGUUUUGGUUGUUCGCUUGCUUCGACCACGGCUGUCACAUUUGUGGUGGACUCGUAUCGGGUAUAUGCUGGAGAGGCACUUGUGACAUUGAAUGUCUCAAAAAAUAUUCUUCACGGUUUCAUCUUUUCGCUUUUCUUCCCGCAUUGGUUGGAGUCUAGCGGUUCAAAGAACACCUUUCUCGCCAUUGGAGGUAUUCAGCUUGGCUGCAUGCUUUUCUCGAUACCCAUGUAUAUUUAUGGCAAGAGAGCAAGGAUGUGGACAGUGAGGAAGAAUCUGAUGGAGAAAUUCUAA